This is a messenger RNA of Daphnia magna, 2028 nucleotides long. RefSeq names its product serine/threonine-protein kinase/endoribonuclease ire-1-like. The record is from RefSeq and is a predicted model, not a curated record. The transcript has 6 exons. The coding region runs from base 1 to 1131 and encodes 376 amino acids. Gene Ontology annotation, biological process: intrinsic apoptotic signaling pathway in response to endoplasmic reticulum stress; protein phosphorylation; IRE1-mediated unfolded protein response. Gene Ontology annotation, molecular function: protein serine/threonine kinase activity; RNA endonuclease activity; ATP binding. NCBI's taxonomy places the organism in Eukaryota, Metazoa, Arthropoda, Branchiopoda, Diplostraca, Daphniidae. Gene Ontology annotation, cellular component: IRE1-TRAF2-ASK1 complex.
AUGGCUGAAGAAUGCGAAAUGAGGUUUCCCAUGAAAAAGGUAUCAAGUACUUUUAAGCAAGAUCCCGAUUCCAUAUUUGCCAGCAAAUGGAUUGUAGUUGUCUUUGUAACUUUUGUCAUUGUUCAUUCAAUUGAAGAGGCUGCAACAAUCAUGCAUCAGGCAUGUAACACUCCCAGUAUUGCAGCUUAUGAAGUUUUUAUAAGAAAUAAACAAACUGGAAAUAUCAACGGCAUUCAGUUCGAUCGCCAAGAUUUUUUCGGGAAAGGUGGCUCUGAUUCAGUGCAAAGUGGCACAUUUAAUGGUCAAAGAGUAGCAAUAAAAAGAAUCGAGUUGACCAAAGGCACGGAUCAAUCAUUUGGCAACGAGUUUGAAACUCUGCAGCAGUUAGAGCAUCCGAAUGUCGUCAGACUUCUUCAAUGUGGAAAUGACAACAACUUCAGGUACUAUGCAUUCGAAUGGUGUGGCGCCUCGUUAGAUCAGCUGUUUUUGAAGGCGGAUGACACUCGAAAAUAUAAUGGGCCUAUGCCACACCAUAUUGAUAUUUCGCUUCAGUUAGCUUCAGGUCUCGAAUACAUCCAUUCAAGGAAUUUAGUUCAUGGAAACAUUAAACCAGAAAAUGUUCUGAUUUCGGCGGGAUCUGCUGGCCAAGAUGAGAUAACACUCAAAUGGGCAAACUCUGGACUGACCAGAUACGCCAGUAAACGAGCAAAGAUAACAAGUCAAGUGGGAGGAAACAAUGCAUGGUUAGCCCCAGAGUUGCUUUUGCUGAAAUUGGGUGGCAACUUGCAUGGAAACAAGUAUCAAGGGACCGUCAAAAGCGACAUCUUUGCACAAGGACUCAUUUUCGGUAGUCUGUUCUUGAAUGGGGAACAUCUUUACGGUACCAUGGAAAAUGAAGACGAAAUAACCGAAAACAUAACGAACGGAAAUCCCAUCAACAUGCAAAAAAUGAAUCGCAUAUUAAAGGACUGUUACGAGGAUGAGAUUUUUAAAAGAAUUUUGGAAAACGACCCCAAUAAAAGGAUGACAUCGACAGCAGUUGUUAAUCAACUAAAAACCAUCAAGGAUAAGAUUUCUGGAAAAGAAAAAGAAUUGCUUCGGUUAUGUGCUCGUGAUUCUCCAUUGGAGUAGCUGGUUUUUAGAACCGGGUUUGGGAACUGGUUCUUAGAACCGGGUAGUGGAACCGGUUAUAGGAUCUGGGUCCCUUUUUUGUUUGGAACCGGUUUGGAUCUGUUUACCCACGGGUAAGAAAAUGGACGAUCUGCGAACUGUUAGAUCCGCACUGAAAGUCAAAAUUACCUAGCCGAUCGGCGCGGGGCCGAGCCCUACUUCCUCUAUUAAAAGAUUCUAGUACGUUUUCAGAAUGUAUCGAUACUAGGGAUCGGUCCCGAACCUAGUCGGGGCGCAUUUUUGCCAAUCGGAUUUCGAAAUUCGGGGCUCGGGACGGAGAGUUCGGGGUGAAAAUUUUUGAACCGUAUCGGGGUGCCUAAUCGGGGAUUCAACCCCGAUUGCAAUUAAGCCAUCGACGUAAAAACAUAAUCGAUGAGCCGAAAUCGAUUAUUAUGAUGAGAAUCGGGGAGUUCGCUCCGGUUGCCCCGAUAAAAACCCGACCCAACUUCGUAGUUUCAAUUCAGCCGCCAUUUUUGCGAAUGGCGACGGGGCAAGCGGGUUAGCCUCACUUUUGCCCAGCCCCGGCUGACGAUGUGCAACUGAUUCAGCCCCGAUUGACCUUUUCCGGGGUGGGGUAGGGCGGUUAACCCGAUUUUGGCUAAUCGGGGCCAAUCGCUAAUCGAUACAUUGUUUUUUUCCAAAUAAGGCGGAAAUGAAAUAAAGGACGAAGCCAAUGUCAGGUGGAAAAGUGAUGGCACUUACUAUUCAGCCCAUAACAAAUCGUAGACUAGAUGAAGAAAUAUGCUGCACGGGAGUACUGACUAUUAAAGAAAGGUUUAUGCAUUAUUUGGUCCACAAGACGGCAAAUACUAUUAGCUAAAAUCAAAAAUCAAAAACGAGCAUUACAAAAAAAAUCGA